Molecule: messenger RNA, 1304 nt
Organism: Sander lucioperca (pikeperch)
Lineage: Eukaryota; Metazoa; Chordata; Actinopteri; Perciformes; Percidae
Gene: gnb1l
Product: guanine nucleotide binding protein (G protein), beta polypeptide 1-like
Exons: 7
Coding region: 173-1159 (328 amino acids)
Molecular function (GO): protein binding
Source: RefSeq, a predicted model, not a curated record
AGCUCAUCUGCUCUAAAUAGAGGUCCUUUAAGUCCGGCGCAUGUUUUGUAACCCUUCCUCGCAAAGCUGGCUGACAACUGCCAAAACACCGGUGUGUCACUGAAAUGUGGGUGUCAUGACAUGGGUUUGAGGCCUCCCUGCAACCAUACCUCGAUUGCAUUGAAACCCGGGGAUGUCUCGUCCUGCUCCGUCCCCCAUCUACACCCUGAGGGGGGCUGGUGGGCCCCUCAACACCCUCCACUUCAGCUGCCAUGGAAGGGACACUCCCCUCCUAUUUUCUGGGUCAGGGAAGGGUGCCAUCCAUAUGUGGAACCUGAACACCAGGCGGGCUCAGAAGAUUGUAGAAGGUCAUUCUGGUAGCUCGGUUAUCUGGGUCAGCACACUGCAGGCGACGGACACCCUCAUCAGUCAGGGACGGGACAUGCAGGUCUGCCUGUGGGAUCUGAGCGAAGGGCGGAGUGCGGUGAUGGACUCUGUGUGGACCGGCAGCGUUGGAUUCUGCCAGCCCUCCAUGCUGGAGACGAGCCCCGGGACGCGUCUGCUGGCCUUCGCUGGACAACAGACAGAAGAGAUCAAGAUUAUUGAGCUACCCAGUAAGAGCCCAGUCUGCACCCUGGUACCAGACGCUAAGCUGGGGAUGGUCAUGUGUAUCAAACUGUGGCAGCCAGACUCGGGUCCCGGACCUCUCCUGCUGGCUGGAUACGAGGACGGUUCCCUGUUGCUGUGGGACGUAACCCAGAGGUCCAAGCUGAGCCAAGCCAAAGCUCACCCUGAGCCCGUCAUGUGCCUGACCUUUGACACCAACUGUCUGAGGGGCAUAUCUGGCUCCUCUGAGAAGAAACUCUCCCCCUGGAUGCUGGACAGACAGAACAACCUGCAGCUCCAGGAGUGUGUGACGCUGGUCAACCCUGGAGUUUCCCAGCUGUGUAUCAGGGGGGACGGUAAGCUUCUGGCAUCAGCGGGCUGGGACCAUCGAGUGCGGGUAUUCGGCUGGAAGAAGCUGCGCCCACUGGCAGUGCUUCAGUACCACACCGACAUGGUGCUAAGUGUGGCCUUCUCUGACCACCAGGACCCCAGGCAAAGACUGCUGGCUGCUGGAUCCAAGGACCAGCGGAUCAGCCUGUGGUCAAUAUACAACGAGGGAGCGGACACUAGCUGAGCCUCUGAACCUGGGAGGAUAUUUGGACUUUUAAGCAGUACUUUCUGUUGAUGUUGGUUUGACCCCAAAUGGUGUCAGCAGCCAAUAAUUCAGCAAUAGUCCAGUGUAAUGGUUUGAUAACUGGAUAAACGGACUGCGUAUAUUA